Messenger RNA from Chironomus riparius, 785 nucleotides. NCBI's taxonomy places the organism in Eukaryota, Metazoa, Arthropoda, Insecta, Diptera, Chironomidae. The record is from the annotation of a GenBank genome assembly.
UUAGUCGAUGAGUUGGAGAUUCUGAAAAUUUGCUUAAAACUUUCAGUUUUUCUACGAUAUUAAAUAACUUAGCUAAGAAAUUUAUAGUUAAUUAAUUGAUUUAAGAGAUUACACAGCAAAUAAUAAGAAAAAACAAUGUUUAUCUGGGACUGGUUCACUGGUGUUUUAGGAUAUUUGGGAUUAUGGAAGAAAUCUGGCAAAUUAUUAUUCUUGGGAUUAGAUAAUGCUGGUAAAACGACACUUCUUCACAUGCUUAAAGAUGACAGAUUAGCACAACAUGUUCCAACACUUCAUCCGACAUCAGAGGAACUGUCCAUAGGAAAUAUGCGUUUUACAACAUUCGAUUUAGGUGGACAUACGCAAGCUCGUCGUGUGUGGAAAGACUACUUUCCAGCUGUCGAUGCUAUUGUCUUUUUAAUUGAUGCAUGGGAUCGUAGUCGCUUCCAAGAAAGCAAAAUCGAAUUGGAUUCAUUGUUAACGGACGAAGCUUUAUCGAAUUGUCCCGUCCUUAUAUUGGGUAAUAAAAUUGACAAACCAGGAGCAGCCAGCGAAGAUGAAUUGAGAAAUUUCUAUGGACUUUAUCAACUUACAACAGGAAAGGCAAACAUAGCAAGAUCAGAGUUAUCGGGUCGUCCAUUAGAGCUCUUUAUGUGUUCGGUGUUAAAGCGACAAGGAUAUGGAGAAGGCUUCCGUUGGUUGGCUCAAUAUAUUGAUUAGGCAUGAUUUUUAAUUAUAUUAAAAAAUAUGUAAUGUUGAAUGAAAAAAAAAAGUUAUAAAUUAAUGAA